This is a messenger RNA of Athalia rosae (coleseed sawfly), 9528 nucleotides long. RefSeq names its product regulator of G-protein signaling 9. The transcript is spliced from 15 exons. Bases 807 to 3542 code for a protein of 911 amino acids. Gene Ontology annotation, biological process: G protein-coupled receptor signaling pathway; regulation of G protein-coupled receptor signaling pathway; intracellular signal transduction. Lineage: Eukaryota; Metazoa; Arthropoda; Insecta; Hymenoptera; Athaliidae. The record is from RefSeq and is a predicted model, not a curated record.
GGAGAACGAGGAGGCGAAGGAGUAGAUCGGUAGCGCGCAAGCUCUGGAGGUCGGGGAACCUCCCGAAGCUGAGAAGAGAGCUUUCGCCACCGAAAAGCCCCGAUUAGCCCCGAACAACAUCGACCAGUGACGUGUGGAGGCGAUCAACGUCGUCGGAUGCUCGCCGACGACAUGUCUCUGGGUCCGACUGCCCGCAUCGCGAAAUUCUAGCCCGACCUAUACCUACCUACCUACCUACCUACCUACCUACGGAGCUUUUCUCCGAGAGGCGGACCGGCCACCCUUCAAGGAACGCGUCGCGUCGCGAGGGCGAGAAACCUCCUCCCCGAAACUAUCGCGGAAUUAAAAAGUGUCGCACGGCUAACGGAUCGCCGUUAGAACGCGCAGGGUGGAGUUUAACGGAGUUUGACGUUGUGCACGGUUUGCUGCUGGUGGUGUCAUAGCGCGCGCAGGGUUCGUAUAACCGUGGUGCGCGCUUAUGCGUGCGUCUGUCAAUUUUACUUGGUUGAUUUGAGAAAAAUAUGAUCUCUACGGCGUAGUCCUUUAUCAUCGAGUAGACAGACGGUGGCUCUGCAGAUUAGAUCGCGUGGGCCGGCAGGCCCCAUGUCCUGAUCGUCCGAAUUGUGCCGAUGAAGCUUCACCGCCUUCACUUUUCAAUGAGCGUGCGGGGGUGACUGGAGUGAUGGGAUGGGGCCAGAGCCCCAUGGAGUUCGGGUAGACCCGUCUCCGGCCCAGCUCCCCAGCCUCCUCCGCAGUCGUUAUCUUCACUGGCCCUGCUCGCGACGCAGAGGGUCCCCUCGAACGCGAUGGAGGUCGCCGCUGCUCACCAACAGAAGGAGAAGGACCCGCACGUUCACAGGCCCUGUGCCUUUGACAAGAUGGAGGGGCUGGUGCGGGAGAUGCAAGACCCUGAGAGAGGGGUGCCCGUGCGCAGCCAGAAGCAAUUCCUCACCUCGAUCCCGUCGGCGUUCAUGGGUGAGUGUCGUCGUUACCUUCGACGAGGCGUAAGCGUAACCGGCCAUCAGAGCCAGGACACUACAGGAUGCCUGCGUGUUGCAGGUUACGACCUCGUCGAGUGGCUAAUGGACCGUCUCGCCAUCGAGGAAUCAGUAGAGGCGGUCCAUAUUGCUAAUCAACUUUGCCAGUACGGUUACUUCUUCCCGGUGAACGACUCCAAGACUCUUACUGUGAAGGACGAUAGCUCUCUCUAUAGAUUUCAGACGCCGUACUACUGGCCCUGGCAGCACAGAACACCCGAUAACGUAGAGUAUGCGAUUUAUCUGGAUAAACGCACACGCAGAAAUAAGCAACGCCACGCCCUCGAGGAUUACGAAAUUGAGGCACUGAACAGCCUGCGAAGGAAUCUACAAAACAAAUGGGACAUAAUACAGCAACAGGCUGAAGAACAGGUACGUCUUUCCAAGGAACGGAAAAAGGGGGACAAGAUAGUGAGCGAUUCCCAGGAAAGAGCUUUCUGGAGGGUCUACCGCCCCCCACCCGGAUGUCUGAGCAGUCUAGAAGUGGUGCCUGUGCCGACGCGCGGCCGUCCCGGCGCCCCACGUCCACCCCCGAGAAAACGCACCCUCGCCGAUUUGCAACGCGAGGUAGAACUGCUACGCAACAGUUUGACGCGCACGAGAAUAAAGAUGUCGACGGCGAUCGAGAACCUGAAAACGCACUUCGAAACCUACACGGAGUACGAUCCGAUGAUCGUUCAGCCGCAGCCCUCCAAUCCCUGGAUCACGGACGAUCAACUAUUCUGGCAACUGAACAGCCCCCUAGUCGAAGUGCCGACGGAAAAACGCGUCAAGAGAUGGGCUCUGUCGAUGGAGGAGGUCAUGUCCGAUCCGACCGGUUUACUGGAAUUCACGAAUUACCUGAGAAAGGAAUACAGCCACGAAAACAUUCGAUUCUGGAUGGCGGUUAAGGACCUUAGACGAAGUUUUCAAGGGCAAAUAAACGCGAAAGUGAACGAAAUUUUCGAGGAAUUUCUCGCGCCCGGUGCGCCCUGCGAGAUAAACAUUGACGGUAAAACUAUGGAAAAAGUUCAGCAAGAAAUGAAGAACCCGACGAGAUUCACCUUCGACGCGGCCGCCGAGCACGUCUACACCCUGCUGCUGAAGAAGGACUGCUAUCCGAGGUUCAUUCGUUCGGAGCACUACCGAAAUCUUCUGGCGGCGGGGGUGCAACCCUUGCAAAAAAAGAGAUUUUUCGGGUUCGGUGGCCAGGCGAAAAAGAAGACCUCCUCGACGACGGCCCCCGCUCCGGGCAGCCUCCAACAGCAGCACCAGCAACAGCAAACGAGCAUAGGAGGCGUCGGUGGAGGUCGGCGACGGGGAAGCGACAGAAGUCUAUCCGGAUCCGCCCACGAACUCGCUGUCUGCGGCGUCAGAGACAUUUCAUCCGCCAACAGAGUUCCGCACUCGCACAGCCAGUCGAAUCUCACCGAUAUACCUUACAGAGGAGAUCUGCCUUGUCUCGUAAAGAUCCCAGCCAGGCCUAGCCCUGCACAUGAUUUUCAGGAUGCUGGGGUGUCCGGGACGACGGUUGUUCGCCCCAUAGACGACGUUUGCCCGUGGGACGCGGCGCCGGGUCCGAGUUCGGAAUCCCUCGGAGACGCCGGAACGUCGUCGACUCUGCAGACGCAGGCAAGCUUCGGGGGUACCGAAGGUCACUCUUCGGACUCUAACGUGGUUACGGUCUAUCCCCACGAGCUGAGAGCCUCGCGAAAAAAUUCGUCGCAGUUGGACUCCGGCAGUUCGUCGUCGGACAUAAGCGUGGCGAUCGUCGAGGCUACGGAGAGAUUGCGCAAGUCCUGCGGAUUGCAGCAGGCCGGUGCCGGAGGAUCGGUCGACCGUGGAGGUAAUCCGACGAUAACCCGCAACUUUUCGGUCGGUUCCACCGGGGGACGCGUAAAAUUCUCGGACACGAGUCGCCCCUCCGUAUCGUCGAACGAUUACUUCUCGCCCCAGAGAUCGUUCGACCUCUCGCACCACGUCGCGGCCGACGCGAGGAACGAUAAGGUGACGACAAGCGCCGCUGACGAGUCGUCGAAGGACGUCGAGAGUACAAACGAAAAAUUGAACACGGAGAAACUUUCGAGCGAUCCGCAAACCUCGCAGAGGAGGCCCUCGGUAAUGGCGCCUCUGAUAAGCAUAAGCGCGAUCGUAGGCGAUAUCGCCGACGAGUCGGCCGAUCUCGUGAAAAUCGGUGCAGAGGAACUGGAGGAGUGUGACGAAGACGCGGAGGAGGUAACGGAGCCUGAGAAGGCUCGGGAUCGGCAAACUGCAGGGGUCGCAAAGGCGGACGCGACGCCCGGUAAAAUCGAAUCGGGCGACGAUCCGGAACUCGCGGAAGAAGCUCAAGUCGUUCCUGUCUGGGAACCGGACACCCAGAACGAGGGAACGGCUGUGGAAACUGUCGCCACGCCCCCGGAUCAGCAAGACAAUAAUGAUAACGAAGUGUGCCCAUGGGAAGAUGAAGAAAAUUGUAGAGUGGAUGCGACCUAUGUGAAAACCUAUUCGACACUAGGUUAUCUGUAAUCUGGCAUUCGAAUAGCGUACCUAUAUAAUCUUACGGAUCUAACUUUGAGGUUCGUUGAUAAUCCGUAAUAUAUCUUCACACCCGACAUACAUAAGCUCAAGUGCCCACGAUAUGAGGUGUUGUAUAGGUGCCGGAUCUUUUAUAACGCCACAUUAUAGAUUUUCAACGCUAUCGGAGGAUAUUUACUUUCGAUAAUUCCCAUUCGAAAUGCACAGAAGCACAAAUAUCACCGAACCACGUUGCGAAACGUCACUCUUUUUUUUAUUUUAGUUUUUUGUUCUAUCAUUUCUCUUAGUCCACAUCACGCACGAGAUGCGCACGAGGUAUAUUGCACCCGUUAUAAUAUUACAUUCGUUAAACUCGAGUCAAAUUCGUUAAUUUAUCACUUAUUCAACACGCAUUAUAUAUACUUAUAGGUAUAAAAACAUACGCCUGUAUAAUUGAAGAUAUUAUAAAAAAAAAAACCAAAAUACUUAUCACAUCGCCAGCUGUAUCAUAAAUGUAUUUCUUCUAGCAGGUUGACGAUAGUUUGUUGUUAGAAUGAAUUUUCGGCGAUGGCUGCGACGUCAAGCGAUACAAAAUUUACCACGAUUAUAACAUACGUUAUUGUCAAAAGCCAAAGAAACCUAGUGAAAUUAGAAAAAAAAACAAUAAAAGAAAAAUAAAAACUAAAUAAAUACCUCGUUCAAAUUUUAAUCAUAUAAGCUAUACAUGGUCUCGGGGGUGUGAAAUGAAUGAAAAAUAAAGUAAAAUGAAAAAGAACAAAAAAACAUAAAAUAAAAACCCACGCAAUAUAAUUAUAUUUACUACUGCGCUGCAGGGUAUGAAGAUGAGAGGGAAAUUAACCAAAAAAAAAAAAAAAGAAAAAAAAGAAGAAGAAAUCUAAUCAACAUAUACGCUAAUAGUUUCAGAGAAUAAUUUGACGUAUAAUCAAACGACUAUUAUUGUCAACUAUAUCUUAACGUGUACGCUAAUUAUCAUAUCUCGUCAUAACUAUUCUAUACAUUUGGUGAAUUAAAGUUAUGAAUAUUUUUAAUUAUACUUUCGCUAACGGGGGUAGUAUACAUAUAUAUGCAGAUUAUAGUGGACAUAUAUAGAGUGAGUUCCAUCUCACGUGAGGAGAAAACCAAAAAAAAAAAAAAAAGAAAAAGAAGAAACUAAAUGAAUUCGGGGGGGAAAUCAAGUAGAAAGAGAAGAGAAGAUUAAUAAAACUAUAGGCGACCGUACGAAGAUACUUGCGGACUCCGACGCAUUGAAUAUUUUAAUGCUCCCAGGGCUAAUUGUAAUACGUACUAUUAUACAUAUAUAUAUUUAAUACAUAAUAUGUAUAUAGAUACCUAUACGGUCGCGCGUAUAAGGGUAAUAUAUUAUCGUAUAUCGCUGCCUAUAUCGUUGUUACAUUAUUUUUACCAUUAUUGAAAUAAUGAUUGUUAUUAUUAUUGAAUCGUUUAUCGUAGCUGUUAUCAUUAUUAUUGCGAAGGUGCGCUCCGUGGGUGCCUGUCAAUUUUGAGCCCUAUGACCUCCCCUUCGGAUCGCGCAAUUCCCUCCCUCGUAUACAUGGUAUAUAUUAUAUAUAUGUAUAGUCAUAUAUCUUAUCUCAUAAUUGUCGUAGAACGCAAUAUCUACUAUAUAAAAAAUAAUAUCGCGACAAAUCGGCUACGGUUCGCGGAAUAGUGAGAAGAAUCUAAUGAUUUUUUUCAAUUCUUCAUUUAUACACAUGUUGUUGUUCCUUAAUUUUUCGCUGUCCUUUUGGUGAUUGGAACAAUUUUCAUUCAAUCGAUCUUCGAACAUUCCAUAAUUUUGUAAUCUGUAUAAUCGAUUGCUUCGAGAACUUAUACAUAGCUAAUGUGAUUCGGUGCUUCGUUGCAACGAUCGUAUAUUUAUUGACGAUUUAUGUAUAAUUUUUAUACUAUACAUACCUAUGUCGAUUGUCUGUUCCGUGACCUGCGAACAAACGAACGAACGAAAUGAAUUAAAACAAAAAUACCGAUAAUCAAAAAAUGAAAAAAAAACAAAAACAAAAAGAACAAAUCGUCGCUGCAGUUCUGCCUGUUAUUAUUAGCCUGUACCAGAUGUGUAAUACGCAAAUUCUAAUGACUAAUCAGCUGUACGCUACUUACUAUAAUUAUGUAUCGAUGAACUGUACGGCCUAGUGAGGCCCUUUUAGGCAUCGCUAUACGGCGUAACUUAUUCUUCAAUGUUAAUGUUCGGACUAAUGUUACAUUAUAUUACUAUACAUUGUGUCUCUCGAUAAUCGAUAUAGUCGCAUCCUCGUUAACUAUACCUACCCUAUAUACGAACAUGAUAUAUAUAUAUAUAGGUAUAUUUAUAUAUAAAUAUACAUAAUAAUCAAUACUUGUAUACCGUAUACACCUAUAUUCUAUGCAAUUAUUAGAAAUUUAUAUCGCGAUCCAGCUGGGAUGCGAGAUCAAUAUUCCAGGUAUUUUAUCUAUGUAUACUAUCGUUAUCUCUGUACGGUAUUCUACAUUGACAUACUAUAAUUACGCUAGCCUAUAUAUGUGAACACGAGUCAUAGCGCAUCGCGGCUUUCCGUGUCGUACGUGUCGUACGUGUCAUACGCGUACGUACACGCAUACGUACGCGUACGUGCGUAGAAUAUAAAAUUUCUAAUAUUUUCAACGAAAAUCAGAGUCUAUAUGAUAGAUAAUAUUGUUGAUAUUGUUAUCGUUUCGCUAUUAUUAUCAUCAUCGACGUCAUCGUCAUCGUCAUUAUUAUAUUAGUGUCAUAAUUGCUGCAUCGAAUACGUGUCGUAAUGAGCCGAAUUUAUAGGGCGUCGCGUAGUUAUAGAGAAAACUGUCAUACUCUCGUCUUUGACGUAUCUGUUGUGAAAUAAUUAUUUAAGUAUAACUAUUAUCGGGUUUCCUGGACCUGCGACUGCCCCAGAGCCUGGAGCCCUCAUAUAUACGCGCAUCGGGAUUUCGUAAAUUCCAAAAUUGGAAGCUUCAACCCCCGCAUCACGAAUCAUUAUGCUUAUUUUUAUCCUUGAUCUUAUUGUCACUCUUAUUAUCUCCGUUAUAUCGUCAUUGUUAUUAUCAUCAAUGACGCGCGGCACCGCUCGUCCCGCUUACCGCCAUGGGGUAUACGAGGGGAAUGGAAAUCAGCAAUUGACAAUAUUGAAUUUUGCAUAGGCAUUUAUUAGUUAAUAUUUAUUCCCUGUUACCGCGAUGAAAAUAUGUCAUUUAGCUGUGCAACAGAUCAACGCGUAAAUAUAUAUACGUAUUCUACGUACGAUGGAGAACAGCAAUCGCGAUUUUUUUAAGCUUGAUGCGCUACACAUUGAUUUUACUCAUUUGUUAAUUUCUUUCCUUUUCGGUCUGUCAAAAUGUCCCUAUAUAAUUAUACUUUACCAAUUACUAUAUCGGGCUGGUAUUGUUUUUAUAUCAAUUUGCGUAUCGCACGAAAAACUAAGUUAUAAUAUUUUUCAUCGGAAUAAUGUCAAAUACGCCUUUUUCGGAAAUUUAUUUUCUCAUCUCGCACGCAAUUAACACGCGUUCUAUACAUAUUAAUUGUCUCCAUUACCGGUAUAUGUAUAUUAUACGUGUAUUACCGCAUCAUAUCCUGGACACUUGAGAUUUCAUUAUGACGUAAGAAAAAGAAAGAAGAAAAAAAAAAAAACCAAUAAUCGGCCGUAUGUACUCUUAACUCGGAGCUCAAUAUAUUAGAAUUAUUUGAAGAUACAUCUCUCGUAAAAUGAUCCACGAUCGCGGCCAUGAUAAAUAAAAAAAAAAAAAAAACAAUAAAAAUCAAAUAAUUACAUAACGUACUAUAGCGACCAAGUAUAUAAAUAUACUAAAAACCUAACUGCAGGUACAUAGAUAAUGAUAUAUACAUAAAAACCUAUGUAUUAACGUCGGGCAAAGUUCACAUAAUAUUAUACAUGUAUAUGUAUACCUAUAAUUCGUAUAAUAUUUUACCAUUACCAAGGCAUGUACCCAUAUUUAUCGUUAGAGGUGAAUUUUCUAUAGAGUUAUAUAAAAUGUAUCGCAGUCAGCUGUUGCUCUGAUUAUAUCCUCGAAAUUAUCGUGUGAUCCGAUAUUUGGCGCGGGGGUGGGUGUUUAGGGAACGGACAAGGGGGGGAGGGACAACUCAUAUAGAUAUAUACCGGCGGAACUGCGAGUUAUAUGAAUAUCAUUGGAACAAUGAACUGCUGCAGUUGAAUCGCGCGAUGAAAAUUAAUUAGGAGCUGAUCGCGGAUAAAUAACGAAUCAAACACACCUAUAUACGAGCAGCUUCGACAAAGAGAUACAUUGAGCAUCUGACAAGCUGCCACAAAUAAUGAAUGUCCAAGAAUUUCUAUAUGAUUAUGACAAUUAUCAAAUGAAUGAUAAAACGCAAGGCCUAAUGAAUUUCUGAUGCUGAAUCUUCAAAUAGUGAUACACUGCAAGUAUUGUUGCUGUGGUUGUAGUAGUCGUUAUUAUUUUCCAUUGCUGUUAUAAUUACUAUUUUUACCAUUGUUGUUCCUAUUGUUACUAUUUAUUGUUUUUAUUAUUAUUAUCACCAUCAUCAUCGACAUCAUUAUAAUCAUUAUUUCCAUUAUUUUCAACGCCAUCGUGAAAAUUAUGAUAGAUCACGUACCUAUACAUACAUCCAAUUUGAUGAAUCGGAGAACGUCGCGUUUGUGUACACGGUUGGGCAUUUAUAUGACCAGGGUAAUGAACUUGAUCUCUUUCAAGUAGAUUAGCAUAUUUUUCAUCUUGGACCUCGGGUCAACAGGUGUGGAAACAGGGGCUGUGCGACUGAAAUAACAUAGGCAAGGAUUCGAUGCAAAUGUUGGCUGAAUGAGAAUGGCUUCAAUUUUAAAUGCCGGAAUCAGCUUUUUUUCAUUUUCGAAAUGUUUGUAACUACGCCGAAAGUGACCAUCAAAAGUUUCGGACAUUAGAGUUUUUUAGAUAAAUGCCCACCCUGUGACACAUAGCAUGUAAAAUGAAUAACCUGUACUUGAAUAGAAGAUGAUGUUCCAAUGCGAAUGGAAUAUGUAUAAAUGUGUAUGUGAAACAACAGGUUCGAAAACUGUUUGCGUAUUUUUCUCUGAAUUUCUUUCAUUUUCACCGAGGACUGCAGUGUUAUCUAGUAUAAAUAUAGUAAAUGCACACGACGAAAGAGAUGCGAGGAAAAAUGAAAAAGUAAUUAUUAAAUAAAUAAGAAUAAUACCGGCACAAUAAGCAGCAGCAAGUGAAUUAUUUGUUAAGAUGACAACUAACAAUAAGUUCGGUUACUUAACCCUGCCAUCUGAGCAUUGAUCGCAUCAAAAUUCUCAGAGACACAAUCAACUGUUUGAAUAAUUGUACCGAAAAUCGAUGUAUAGGUAUGUUUUAAUAUUACGUAGAUUAUAACUAUGAUUCGGAUCUGCAAAAUAAAAAUGAAAUCACGGACAAAUUUCUCAUGCUUGUUAGUGGAAACGAAGAAAAAAAUUAUUAAAAAAUAAUAGAAAAAUGAAACAAAUUAGUUAAAAGUAAAAUAGAAAGAAAAAAAAAAAAACUAAGAAUAAAAUAAUAUAAUAUAGAUAAAUACCGAAAGCAAACCAAAAUGAAAAAAGUCAGCAAUGAUUUUGGAUACAUAAAAUAUUGUAACGAUAUGGGCUUACUAUAUAAGAAUGUUACGUACAUGCAUACAAAUAUAAGCACUUAUGUAUACAUAUACAUACAUUAUUACCUAUAAAGUAUACGUUAAGUCGUGUUAUAACCAUCGAUACCGUAUGCCGUAUCGACCUAUGGACGUUGAGUAGUUGUGUAUAGAUGUAGCAUAAUCUUUGUUACACUUCAUGAUACGCAUAUAGGUAUAUAAUUACAUAUAUAUGUAUAUAUACACGCCUGUAUAAACAUGUAUAUAGGUGUGCUAGUUCGGAGCAGGUGCAAUUCGGGCACUGUUUAGUUAAUUAGUUAAAUAAUGCUACGUUAAUGUUAAAAUUCGACAAUGAUUAUAUUAUACGUACGAGGAAUGAAUAAAUAAUAAUGUUACUAGCUA